UAGCUUUUGCUUCUAGUUAAGCAGCAACUGUGACUAUUGCCCAUCUAUUAAAGGCAGGAGAUGCUAUUAUCUGUAUGGAUGAUGUCUAUGGAGGUACAUACAGAUAUUUCAGGAGAGUAGCCUCUGAAAUGGGUUUGAAGGUUACUUUUGUUGACUGUACCAAAUUUGAAUGUCUAGAGGCUGCAAUUACACCAGAAACAAAGCUUGUCUGGAUUGAAACUCCCUCAAAUCCCAUGCUGAAGGUUAUUGACAUUCAAAGCUGCGCAGAUGUCGUCCACAAACAUAAAGACAUUAUUUUAGUGAUAGACAACACCUUUAUGUCAGCAUAUUUCCAGCGUCCUUUGUCUCUGGGGGCAGAUAUUUGUAUGUAUUCAGCAACCAAAUACAUGAAUGGGCACAGUGAUGUUGUAAUGGGACUGGUUUCAGUGAAUUGUGACAAGCUGUAUGAAAAGCUCAAAUUCUUACAAAAUGCUAUUGGAGCAGUUCCAUCUCCUUUUGACUGUUACCUCUGCAAUCGGGGCUUGAAGACUCUGCACAUCCGAAUGAAGCAGCAUUUCCAAAAUGCACUAGCUGUUGCUCAGUACCUUGAAUCGGAUUCCCGGGUAGAAAAAGUCAUUUUCCCUGGAUUACCUUCACAUCCUCAGCAUGAGUUGGUUAAGCGUCAGUGCACUGGCUGUCCUGGAAUGAUCACCUUUUACGUUAAGGGAAAACUUGAACAUGCUGUUGCAUUCCUCAAGCAUUUAAAGCUUUUUGCACUGGCCGAGAGUCUGGGAGGAUACGAAAGCCUAGCAGAGCACCCGGCUGUCAUGACUCAUGCUGCAGUUUCUGAAGAGGAUAGAGAAGCUCUUGGAAUCUCUGAUACUUUAAUUCGUUUAUCAAUUGGUUUGGAAGAUAAAGAAGAUCUACUAGAAGAUCUGGAUCAAGCUUUGAAGGCAGCAUUCCCAGAGUACACUGUUCGCAACUAGAAGUCAGAAGUUGGAACACCACACAGCUAAAAUACCCAGAGAAGAUUAAAUGAAAAGCCAAACUGCUGAUGAGUUUCUUCAGAUUUGCCUAUGAAAAUUGAACCCUAUCUUAACCUUAAUUGAAUCUAGGCAGUUUUCAUUUGUGCCUUUAGCCUCACUUUCCAAAGGGAUUCAAUAAGGGUUGUGCACUAGUGCACAAAACUACUUUCAGAUGUGUUAUCCUCAUGAGAUGUUAUCAUCCUUUGCUCUUAUGACUUGGCUAUACUACUUUCAGAGUAGUGGUGGUGCUGAGGGCAGCUGUGAUGUACACUCAGGAAUAAUGUCUCUCUCCCAAUGGAGGUUAAAAGCUGGUGUUUAUUAUGCUGUACGUGAUAAAUGUUUAUCAUGUUGGAGGAUGCUGCUUUCCUGCUGGUGCGUCCUUUUUCUUUUUUUUUUUUUUUUUUUUUAACCAGGAUUCUGCAGGGUUUUCUCGGGGUUUUUUUUUUUUUAUCAUCACAUUUACCUCUAACCCUGAAGGUAUAUUUGGAAUGCUGCUUGCUCUAACUCAGAUUCUUUUGAAUGACAACCUCAAAUGUGGUUUGACUUUACUUUUUUUUUUCCCUCUAGAUAUUUUGUGCAAUAUUAAAAAUGAAGCAAAAUCAGAUGCCUUAUUCUGCAGUGUAAAUUUCUGCAGAUGACCUAGUGGCAUUUUUGUAAGUUUACUUAAUUUUGUUUAAACACUUUAGUUGAUAUUUUGAAAAUUCCAUUAUGCGUUUAAUUAUAAGGACUGGGUUUUUUCUGGUUCUGUAGCUAAUUUUAUGAGCCUUAGUCCUAUAUUUGAAAUCUAAAGCAAAAGGGAUUGGUGGAAACACCUAUUUUAAAUUCUCUCAUGAAUUAAAAUGAAAUGUAUUACAAUUUGUUAUACAACUGAUGAUUUUGAUAUAAGAAAAUGGGUUUGUUUUUAAACUGUCAACUUUUACUUACAUGAAGGUAUAUGUUCACAUGAAUAAAGGUUUCCUGCAUUGGG
Messenger RNA from Alligator sinensis (Chinese alligator), 1971 nucleotides. It is a transcript of the gene CTH, whose product is annotated as cystathionine gamma-lyase. Gene Ontology annotation, molecular function: pyridoxal phosphate binding; cystathionine gamma-lyase activity. Gene Ontology annotation, biological process: transsulfuration. The transcript is spliced from 10 exons. Gene Ontology annotation, cellular component: cytoplasm. The record is from RefSeq and is a predicted model, not a curated record. Bases 75 to 965 code for a protein of 296 amino acids. NCBI's taxonomy places the organism in Eukaryota, Metazoa, Chordata, Crocodylia, Alligatoridae.